AGGGCUAUUCUCAUUCAGUUAGCCUUUAUUUCUUUCUUGUUUUUUGUAAUUUCGGAUCAUUUUUAAAAAUGUUUUUAAGGCUUUUCCGUAGUCCCAACAAAAUUUUGUGUGUUGCCCGGGGACUGGGUAGAGGACCACUGACCGCCGUCAACCAGAUGCACCAACAGCGGCAUCUGUGCCACAUUGGGAGCCGGAGGAUGAAGUGGCAGAUUAAAUUCCUGAAAUCCCUGAGCAGCCUAAGGCAGCGGUACUGUCUGUGGCGCCUCCGCCGGCUACUGGGCGUGGACUUUGACGAGGGCGGCUUCCUGGUGGGCUCUCGCCAGGCGGCGGCCACCAUGAUCGAGGCCGUGCGCCGGUCAGACUGGCCCUGCAUCCGGGGCUGCUGUACGGAACGCGGAUCGGCAGACAUCUACGGGCUGUCGCGGGACCAGAGCUCCUACAACAACCUGGUUCGCUUCCAGAGCGAGCAUCUGCGACAUGCUCUGCCGAUGCGGGUAGUGCGGCAGUGGAUCGACGGACGGCGCUACGUACUAGUGGACAUGCUCUUCGUGGGCCUACGCAACCUCUAUGACUUUCCUAGCAUCGAGGAGAUGGAGGAGAUGGAGACGCAGAUACAGGCAGUAAUUCCAGAGUCUGAACCCCACGAGCUGGAACCCUUGGCCUGUCGGCUGGUCGUUGCCGAGCUUGUACUCACGUUUUGUAAGGAGCUGGAGUGCGAGGACACCUACGAGUAUUAUAUGGAGCUGGAUUCGAUUAACAACCCGGACAAUCCCGAGGCAGGCUGGCUGGUGGAUGCCUACAGAAUGCACCGCUUUAAGGUGGUCAGCUUUAGCCCGGCCACCUACAACAUUCGGGUUCGCGAAUUCCCAAAACCGGUUUAA
Drosophila bipectinata is the source of this 881-nucleotide messenger RNA. RefSeq lists its product as uncharacterized. Gene Ontology annotation, cellular component: mitochondrial inner membrane. Lineage: Eukaryota; Metazoa; Arthropoda; Insecta; Diptera; Drosophilidae. Gene Ontology annotation, biological process: protein insertion into mitochondrial inner membrane from matrix. The record is from RefSeq and is a predicted model, not a curated record. Gene Ontology annotation, molecular function: ribosome binding.